Echinops telfairi (small Madagascar hedgehog) is the source of this 5071-nucleotide messenger RNA. It is a transcript of the gene SCRIB, whose product is annotated as scribble planar cell polarity protein. Gene Ontology annotation, cellular component: adherens junction; postsynaptic membrane; postsynaptic density. Bases 1 to 4812 code for a protein of 1603 amino acids. Gene Ontology annotation, biological process: neurotransmitter receptor transport postsynaptic membrane to endosome; neurotransmitter receptor transport, endosome to postsynaptic membrane. Gene Ontology annotation, molecular function: protein binding. NCBI's taxonomy places the organism in Eukaryota, Metazoa, Chordata, Mammalia, Afrosoricida, Tenrecidae. The transcript has 38 exons. The record is from RefSeq and is a predicted model, not a curated record.
AUGCUCAAGUGCAUCCCACUGUGGCGCUGUAACCGGCACGUGGAGUCGGUGGACCGGCGGCAUUGCUCUCUGCAGGCCGUGCCCGAGGAGAUCUACCGCUACAGCCGUAGCCUGGAGGAGCUGCUGCUGGACGCCAACCAGCUGCGCGAGCUGCCCAAGCCCUUUUUCCGAUUGCUGAACCUGCGGAAGCUGGGUCUCAGUGACAACGAGAUCCAGCGCCUGCCGCCGGAGGUGGCCAACUUCAUGCAGCUGGUGGAGCUGGACGUGUCUCGGAACGACAUCCCUGAGAUCCCAGAGAGCAUCAAAUUCUGCAAGGCCUUGGAGAUUGCUGACUUCAGUGGGAACCCCUUGUCCAGACUCCCAGACGGCUUCACUCAGCUGCGAAGCCUGGCCCACCUGGCCCUGAACGAUGUGUCCCUGCAGUCGCUGCCCGGGGACGUGGGCAACCUUGCCAACCUGGUGACCCUGGAACUACGUGAGAACCUGCUGAAGUCCCUGCCUGCCUCUCUGUCCUUCCUGGUCAAGCUGGAGCAGCUGGACCUCGGCGGCAAUGACCUGGAAGUACUGCCCGACACCCUGGGGGCGCUGCCCAACCUGCGUGAACUGUGGCUCGACCGGAACCAGCUCUCAGUCCUGCCCGCGGAGUUGGGGAACCUGCGUCGCCUGGUGUGCCUGGACGUGUCCGAGAACCGCUUGGAAGAGCUGCCUGCAGAGCUGGGGGGGCUGGUCCUGCUCACGGACCUGCUGCUGUCACAGAAUCUGCUGCAGCGGCUGCCUGACGGCAUUGGCCAGCUGAAGCAGCUGUCCAUCCUGAAGGUGGACCAGAACCGCCUGUGCGAGGUGACUGAGGCCAUCGGGGGCUGUGAGAACCUGUCCGAGCUGAUUCUGACCGAGAACCUCCUGACGUCCCUGCCACACUCCCUGGGGAAGCUCAUCAAGCUGACCAACCUCAACGUGGACCGGAACCGCCUGGAGGGGCUCCCGGCCGAAAUCGGCAGCUGCACCGCCCUCAGCGUGCUCUCCCUGCGGGACAACCGCCUGGCCGUGCUACCGCCGGAGCUGGCGCACACGGCCGAGCUGCACGUGCUGGACGUGGCCGGGAACCGCCUGCAGAGCCUUCCCCUGGCGCUGACGCACCUGAACCUGAAGGCGCUGUGGCUGGCGGAGAACCAGGCGCAGCCCAUGCUGCGCUUCCAAACGGAGGAGGACGCCCGCAGCGGUGAGAAGGUGCUGACCUGCUACCUGCUGCCCCAGCAGCCCCCACCCAGCCUCGAGGAGUCCGUGGUGCAGAGCAGCCCCCCCGAGAGCGAUGCUCCGCCAAGCCGCAUCAGCGUCAUUCAGUUCCUGGAGGACACUGAGGGGGCUGAGGACACUGACGAGGCUGCUUCCGAGACUCGGGGCCUGCAGCGCCGUGCCACGCCGCACCCCAGUGAGCUGAAGGUGAUGAAGAAGGGCAUGGAGGAGCGCCGGGCUGAGCUCCCCUCCUGCAGGAUGGGCCCCGGGUCCCCCUCACCUGCCCUGGAGGACCAGAGGCUCAGCACCGAAUCUGAGGCUUCGCACCCGUCCGCCAGCACCGGCUCUGAGGGCAUGUCUGAGGGCCUGCCAGCCCAGGCCGAGGAUCUAGGUCAACAGGAACCUACGGUUGCCAGUCCAGAGGAGGAGUAUGAGGAGCCCACAGUGCACUUCGCGGAGGACACACUGCUGCCCAGGGAGGACAGUGAGGAGGAGGAAGGGCAGCCCGAGGCCCCCUGGCCCGCGUCCGGUGGCCGGCAGCGAUUGACCCGCAAGGAUACACCACAUUACAAGAAGCACUUCAAGGUCUCCAAGCUGCCACGGCCUGAGGCAGUUGUGGCCCUGCUGCAAGGCGGGCAGCCGGAUGGCGAGGGCCAGGCUGUGCCCGGAGGCUGGCACAAUGGCCCCCACACCGCCUGGGCUCUUCAGGCUGAGGAGGAGGAGGAGGAAGAAGAAGAGGAGGAAGAGAACCAGGCGGCAGGGGAGGAGGAGGAGGAGGAGGAAGAGCCGGAGGAAGAAGCCGCAGCUGCUGCACCCUCAGUCAAGGGGGUGUCCUUUGACCAGGCCAAUAACCUGCUGAUAGAGCCGGCCCGCGUUGAGGAAGAGGAGCUAACGCUGACCAUCGUCCGGCAGACGGGGGGCUUGGGCGUCAGCAUCGCGGGAGGCAAGGGCUCCACCCCCUACAAGGGGGAUGACGAGGGCAUCUUCAUCUCGCGGGUGUCGGAGGACGGCCCUGCGGCCCGGGCCGGCGUGAGAGUUGGGGACAAGCUGCUGGAGGUGAAUGGCGCGGCCCUGCAGAGCGCCGAGCACCAGGAGGCCGUGGAGGCCCUGCGGGGGGCAGGCGCCACCGUGCAGAUGCGGGUGUGGCGGGAGCGCAUGGUGGAGCCGGAGAAUGCCGUCACCGUCACACCGCUGCGGCCCGAGGACGACUACUGCCCACGGGACAGGCGAGGGGGCAGCCUGCGCCUGCCCCUGCCUGAGCCUGGGCCCCCUCGCCAGCGCCACGCUGCCUGCCUGGUGCGCAGCGAAAAGGGGCUGGGCUUCAGUAUCGCCGGUGGGAAAGGCUCCACGCCGUACCGGGCUGGCGACACGGGCAUCUUCAUCUCCCGGAUCGCGGAGGGCGGGGCAGCCCACCGAGCAGGCACCCUGCAGGUUGGCGACCGAGUCCUCUCAAUCAACGGGGUGGAUGUGACGGAGGCCCGCCACGACCUUGCUGUGUCCCUGCUCACCACGGCCUCGCCCACAAUCGCACUGCUGCUAGAACGGGAGGCUGAGGGGCUCCCGCCCCCCAGCCCACCCCCACACUCCCCCCCGCCCCCUGCUGCCGCCACCAUCCCGGCCAUUGCCAGCACCCCAGAGCCUGGGCCACUGAGACUGGCCCCUAGCCUGCUGGCUGCUGCCCUCGAGGGGCCCUAUCCAGUGGAGGAAGUCCGGCUGCCCCGAGCCGGUGGCCCGCUGGGACUCAGCAUCGUGGGCGGCUCCGACCACUCCAGCCACCCGUUUGGCAUCCAGGAACCAGGGGUGUUCAUCUCCAAGGUGCUGCCUCGUGGCCUGGCUGCACGCAGCGGCCUGCGCGUGGGCGACCGGAUCCUGGCGGUGAAUGGGCAGGACGUGCGAGAAGCCACGCACCAGGAGGCAGUCAGCGCCCUGCUGCGGCCCUGCCUGGAGCUGUGCCUGCUGGUGCGCCGGGACCCACCGCCUCCCGGCAUGCGUGAGUUCUGCAUCCAGAAGGCCCCCGGGGAGAAGCUGGGCAUCAGCAUCCGAGGGGGCGCCAAGGGCCACGCAGGGAACCCCUGCGACCCCACGGACGAGGGGGUGUUCAUCUCCAAGGUCAGCCCCACGGGUGCAGCCGGCCGAGACGGGCGUCUGCGGGUUGGGCAGCGCCUCCUGGAGGUGGACCAGCAGAGCCUGCUGGGCCUGACGCACGCAGAGGCCGUGCAGCUGCUGCGGGGCGUGGGCCAUACCCUGACCGUGCUUGUGUGUGAUGGCUUUGAUGCAAGUGCCGAGGCCGCCCUGGAGGUGUCCCCAGGUGUCAUUGCCAACCCCUUUGCUGCCGGGCUGGGCCACCGCAACAGCCCGGAGAGCGUCUCCUCUGUGGACCCGGAGCUGAGCCCCGAGGCCAAGGACACGGAGCUUGCCAGUCAGACCCUGACUCAGGGGCUAGAGGCCACCGAAGCCAGGGGUCCAAGCCCAGAGCUGCUGAAGCUGGACUGCUGUGCCCUGGCUGCAGUGCCCAGCAGUGGCAGCAUACUGAGGGUGCCAUCAGGGGCCACUGGAGCUCGGAUAGCUGAGGCCCCCUGCUCCCCCAGCGGCCAGCAGCCACUAUCCCCGCCAUCUCCGGAUGAGCUGCCCGCCAAUGUGAAGCAGGCCUACCGGACCUUCGCGGCAGUGCCCACCCAGCACCCUCCCGACAAUGUCUCGGUCCAGCCCUGCCUGCCCAGGCCGGCAGCCUCUCCAGAGCAGCUGCCCUUUCGUGAGAGGCAGAAGUACUUUGAGCUGGAGGUGCGGGUGCCCCAGGCCGAGGGCCCACCCAAGCGGGUUUCCCUGGUGGGCGCUGAUGACCUGCGAAAGAUGCAGGAGGAGGAAGCGCGCAAGCUGCAGCAGAAGAGAGCACAGAUGCUGCGGGAGGAGGCCUUGGCAGCUCCGGAGGCGGGGCCCGCCCUGGACGGGGAGAGCCCGGACCAGCAGGAGGACGAGCCACCCUGGGCCCAUGACGUGUCAGCAGGAGGGCUCGGCCCGGCAUCCCCACUGCCCCCGGGAGGCAUUGCCCCUGUGCGGACGGCCAAGGCCGAGCGGCGGCAUCAGGAGCGACUGCGCGUGCAGAGCCCCGAGCUGCCGGCCGUGCCCGAGCGAUCUCUGGAGCAGGACGCCCUUCGAGCGCAGAUGGUCCUCAGCAAGUCCCAGGAGGGGCGGGGCAAGCGCGGACCCCUGGAGCGGCUAGCAGAAACCCCCUCGCCUGCACCCACGCCCUCACCCACCCCCUUGGAAGACCUUGGCCUUCUGACCAGCACCUCUCCAGGACUGCUGCCCUUGUCUGGGAAGAAGUUUGACUACAGGGUCUUCGCAGCCCUUCCCUCUUCCAGACCUGUCUAUGACAUCCAGUCCCUGGACUCUGCUGAGGAGCUGAGGCCCCUGGAAGAGUCUCCAAGCCCCUGUCCGCAGGAAGAGGAUGGGGAAGUAGCCCUGGUGCUUCUGGGCAGACCCUCGCCGGGCGCCCCUGGGCCGGAGGAGGUUACCCUCUGCAGUAGCCGCCGACCUGUGCGGCCGGGGCGCCGGGGCCUGGGCCCGGUGCCUUCCUAGAGGGGCCAGGGGCCACCACCUCCCCUGCCAUGGGGGCUCCCUGACUUGGGGUGGGGGUCUUGCCAGCUCCCCACACCACCCCCACUCCAAGUCUUUUAACCUGGGCUGUAGCAUUUUAAAGAGACCCCCCUCAGGACUGGCCUCUGACUAACCCCUCACCCCCAGCCAGGACCUCUUUGGCGAGACUGUAACUAGUGACGUUUGUACAACCAAAGACUCUAUUUUGUGGUUUAAGGAGAAUAAAGUUGACUACAUUUUA